Periophthalmus magnuspinnatus is the source of this 2525-nucleotide messenger RNA. RefSeq names its product ataxin 7-like 2a (gene atxn7l2a). The transcript is spliced from 10 exons. Bases 23 to 2290 code for a protein of 755 amino acids. Lineage: Eukaryota; Metazoa; Chordata; Actinopteri; Gobiiformes; Gobiidae. The record is from RefSeq and is a predicted model, not a curated record.
CGCAAGUCGCUGCCGCGCAGUGAUGAUGGCGGUGCGUGAACGCGCAGUAAAAGUAAUGGCUGCUCUGGUUCGGAGGGUGCCUAGCCUCGAUGAUUUUGUGGGUGAAAGCUGGUCGAGCUGGGCGGAAUGGGCCGGUAUAACAGCUGCGGAUGGUCUUGGUGUAGAUGACUUUAACAAGAAUGAUAAAAAAGCAGCUGAAGCCAUGCCUUUAAGUAAAGAAGACAUGUCCAUCUUUGGUCUGUUUCCGGGUCAUGAUGACUUCUACUUGGUGGUAUGCAACCAUUGUGGACAAGUAGUGAAGCCACAGGCCUUUGAGAAGCACUGUGAGAGGAGACACGGACCUCUGGCAAAGCUAUAUGCUAAACUACGUACUGUCAACCCUGCUUCCCAACCUUCGCGACCUCUGCACAACCAUUCCCCCUCCCAUGCCACCCCCCCUCUCUCUGUGUCAUCUUGGGAAAGUAAAAACCAAGUGUCGGGGCCAGCACGCAAUACUCCACCUUCACGUAAUAGUCCUUCACCUGCCACUCCUCCGCAGUACAGACACUCCAAGAGCCCCAAGGAUGCUACUCGACAUUCACCUUUGGAGAAGUCCUCGUACAACAUCCACUCUGAGCCUAAGGUGUUCAAGGCACCUCCCAUUCUGGAGCCUCAGAUGAGCUCUCCUCCUGCGUCCCUCAGAGAUCCACCCUGGCCACAUGGAGGGGGCCCACCCAUUCGGUCCACACUCAGUGAGCGGCCUCCCACUCCUAAGAAGGAUGCUCUGCUGUCCUCUUCUGUACCAGCUCACCGCAUUCCGAGAGCCUAUAAUAAAGUGGCUUCCAAACGAGAAUGUGACUUGGACAAGCAUUGUGGAGUCCUGGACCCUGACAGAAAGAAAAUUUGCACUCGCCUUCUUACAUGCAAUAUUCACUCCAUUCACCAGAGACGGAAGGUACUUGGCCGCAGUAAAAACUUUGAUCAGCUUGUGGCAGAGCUCAAAACCAAGGCUCGUGAAAAAGGGUUCCAAAACAUUGAAGGAGGCUUGGGUGUUAAACAUUCACCCAGCCCAGAGGCUCCUAAAGACCAAGCUGGUUCCCCACACUGCAGGAGACCCCUGACAAACCAUCCUGCAUUCAGUCAUGCACUAGUUCCUUCAGAGAAACCUGCAGAGGAGGAGGUCACCCAGGAGGAGGACCUUUCUAGUUCCCCCACACCUGAGGUUCCCGGGGGGCUCUCUAGUGAUGACAGUGAGGGAGGGUCACCAGAGGAGUCAGCGGAGUACCACUUUACAGCUGCACAUCCCAGACCACUAGCGGUGUGUUCAUUUGGGAGCCAUGCUGUAGGUCAUGGCAUCUUUACAUUUGACCGCAGACUGCAUCACCUGAGGUCAGCACUCAGCAACAUGAUUGAGCAGCACAUCAGUGCUCAUUUGUGGAAAAAAAUACCUCAAGUCACAGACCUACAAUCUCCACCUUCCUCCACCAAAACUAGCUCAUCAUCUUCAUUACAUUCUAAAGUGCGGACAGGAAGUCACAUUGGCUCAUCAUUAAAGACCCCACCCUGCACCCCUUUGUCCAGUCAUGGGACAGUCAAGAUGACCCCCCCCCAUUCGGGCAGCUCGGGAUUUAACAGUGGUGGAGCUGAUGUGAACUCUGCAGUGAAACAUACUGGGACCAAGAACGCAAUGAGGCGUUCCAACAAACAAAUGCUGAAGCUUAGAGAAGAGGUAGCUAAUGCAGCUGCCCUACGGAAACGCAAAGCCCCUAGUCAGGACGGAGAACACUCUGGGCCUAACAGGAACUGCACCCCUCUACAGGACCGAUACCCCCCCUCUACUCACACUGCACCUUUCUGCUGCCCUACGAGUUCUCUCUCCUCUGCACUACCACAUGGACAGACCAACGGCACACAGUCACCUAGCGCCAAACCCCGGCCCCAUCCCUCACCAACAGAUUCCCAAUGGAGCCAUAAACGAACUCACCCCCCGCCAAUAUCCUCCGCCCCAAGUUCCACUCUGAACAAUAACUCUCAAAGACGUGGUGCCACAGGAGACUCAGGAUCGCACAGUCAGGUCACUGCCAGGAGCCUGGACCACAGCCUGCUCAAAAAACGCAAAGGCAGCUCCACAGAGGAACGGUUACCCACAUCAAAGUCCCCAGUUCCCCAGCACAGACUGCCAGCAGCCACUCCUGUCCCCUCCACUCCUCCUCGCUCCAGCUUCUACACUAUGAAAGAUGGUAAGACUGGAGCACUGUCAAGGGGCAUGGACAAGAAACUGGCCACACAAAAGCCAAAACUGCACCAUUAAUUGUGCCUGCCACACAUGCCUCUACAAGAAGACUGAAGUGCUCUGCCAAGGCUGUGGACAGUUUUCUGUAAAGAAUAUGCUGAGUCUGGAGUGCGGAGUGAAUGCAGGUUAUUGGAGUAUGUUGAUGUGAAUGUCUAUGAUGAAUGUCUGUCCAAGUGGGAAUUGGAAGCUGGUAUGGAAAGAUAGAAAUACCUCAAUAUAAUUUAUGCUGCUAAAAUAAACUUAUUGUUUAUAA